Anas platyrhynchos (mallard) is the source of this 2503-nucleotide messenger RNA. RefSeq names its product neurochondrin (gene NCDN). NCBI's taxonomy places the organism in Eukaryota, Metazoa, Chordata, Aves, Anseriformes, Anatidae. Gene Ontology annotation, biological process: neuron projection development; regulation of neuronal synaptic plasticity. Gene Ontology annotation, cellular component: dendrite. The record is from RefSeq and is a predicted model, not a curated record.
CCCUCGCUGCCGGCUGGGCCCGGUUCGGUGCGCGGCCCCCCCCCCCCGUCCCGCUGCCACCCGCCGGCCUGGCCGUCACGGGUGGUUUGCCCACAGUCCCCCGUGAGGAGGCUGUUGGCUUCGGGCACUGCUCAAUAAGCUCCUCCUCGUUUCCCCUCAGUUCCUGCAUCGCCGGCUCCAUCGCCAUGGCCUCAGGCACCGGAGCUGCACCCAAGGGUGCUGCAGGAGCCAGGAGCGCCACGCUGAAGAGGUGCCUCGACGUGCUGCGAGACGCCAGCAACGACAGCGAGCAGUUUGCUGCCUUGCUUCUGGUGACCAAAGCGGUCAAAGCUGGAGAAGUGGACUCAAAGACCCGCCGCCAGAUCUUUGACGCAAUUGGAUUCACGUUUCCAAAUCGCCUGCUGACCUCCAGGGAGCCCCCAUCGGGCUGCCCCGAGCACACCUUCAGGGCACUCGGCCUCACUCUGUUGGCAUGUUUCUGCACCGAUCCGGAGUUAGCUGGCCACUCGCAGAUCCUGAACAAAAUUCCAACCUUCAAUGACGUCCUGGUUUCGCCCUGUGAUCCGGACAGCACGUCCAUGAUCGAUGAUGCAUACCAGUGCCUGACUGCUGUCAUGGCCACUCCCAGGGGUCCCAGGGAGCUGGUGACCAAAGGAACAGUGGCUGCCCUCUGCCGUGCCUAUGUGAAUGGCAAUUAUGGCUCUGACCGUGCCUUGACGCUGCUUUUGGGGCUGCUGGCUGUAGCAGAGGCAAAGUGCUGGCAGAGAGAUGCUCAGCACCUCCUGGCCGUGCUGAGCAAGCUCACUGAAGAGUUUCUUAAUGCUGAAGACAUGACCAAAUUUGAGCUGUGCGAGCUUUUACCUCACUUUAUCCCCCUCUCCUCACCACUCACACGGGACUCAAAGGGCUCUGAAUGCCUCCAUAGAAUUUACAAAGGGCUGGCCAAAAUUUUGGGCAGUAAACUCAGCCAUUCACAGCGGGACCCUGCUCUGAAGCUUGCUGCCUGCCUCAUGCAGGCCUGUGGGCCAGAGUGGAUCCCAGCAGGGAGUACUGGUAGCAAGUUCCUGGCCUUGCUGGUGAACUUGGCUUGUGUGGAGGUCCGCCUGGCCCUAGAGGAGCCAGAUCCCAUGGACACAGAGCGGAAAAAAGAAGUGGUAACAGCCUGCUAUGUCCUCAUGGAGAUGGGCAUCCAGGAGUGUCUGAAAGAAGAGGAAUCGCUGCUGGAAGAAGCACAGAAAAUGCAGCUCAUAAGGAUCAUGGAGGAAGCAUUUGGAGCUAUAAUAUAUUAUUUGAGGCAGGUUACAGAGGAGGAGCUGCAGGACCCUUUUGUGUUUGCUUCUGUUCGAAUCCUUGGAGCCUGGCUGGCAGAAGAGACAUCUGCCCUCAAGCAGGAGAUCUGCGAGCUGCUGCCUUUCCUCGUUCGUUAUGCCAAGAAGCUUUUCAACAGUGGCACAGCUGAGGGUCUUCCCCAGGCGGAGGGGGUGCAGGCUGGGUUGGCCAGCACCGAAGGUUCUGUCCUACCCCAGGAUGCUCUGAGAUUUCUGCUGCCGGGCUUUUGCCAUUUAACAGCCGAGGACAGGCCCAGGGAAAUCCUCAUCUCCGAAGGGGCACCGGCGCUGCUGUGUGACUACUUCCUGCAUCAGUGGAAGGUGCUGACCUCCGAGCCUGGGUCCCUGACACCCCUGACGAGCACUGAGAUGAGCCUACAGACUGCGUGUGGGAUUUUCCUUAACCUGGUCGUGACUGCACCCGACCUCAUCAGGCAAGAGAAAACCUUUUGCUCCUUGAUGGACACAUUGCUGAAGGCUCUUCCAUUUCUGCUACCUCAGAAGGAUCACCUGGUUCUAGCAGCUAACGUUGCCACUCUGGGCUUGAUGAUGGCCAGGGUCCUUGCAAGUUCAGCAGUUCUCCAGGAAACCCAGUCCACCAAGGAGUUUUUCGGAGCCACCAUUCGCUUCCUGUCAGAGGCCCACACGGCCCAAGCAGACCCCAGCAGCCACCAGCUGGCCCUGGCCGUGUCCCCUGCCUACGCCAGUGCCUGGGGUGACAUCGGUGAGCUCUGGUUCCUGGGGAUGCAGGCCUUGGCCGGCUGCGUGCCGCUCUUCCCAUGGCUGCCACAAGCUGUCCUCCAGGCGCGGUGGCUGGAAGCUCUCUCGGAGGUUCUGGCGCGCGUUGCUCCGGCCUCGGUGGAUUUUGAACUCGUUGCUGCUUUCCAGGGCGUGCUGGUGGAGCUGGCCAGAGCCAGCAAGCAGUGCAGGGAAGUGAUCCUGUCCCACAACGGGGAGGAGUGGGCCAACCUGUACGGCAUGGCAGCUUUGGAACAGUGUCUGUCCGAGCAGUAGAGCUCAACAGGUUUUGUUCUGUCCAGAACCUGACACGAAGAAUUGUUGCUGCCUCAGAACAUUUCAAGGUGUCCCUGCUUGACCUUCUGUCAGUACUUUGCUUUAAAAACAGCCCAUUUUAUUAUUAAAGAGGUUUUCUACUGCGUCAUUUUUCCAACUCA